AUUAUGCUAGGUUGCUAACUUCACACAGUUUAAAAGUUCAGUGUGAGUACGUGGUUGGUAACCAACGGUUUUAUUUCUUUUUUUCUACUAACGUGCAGUAUUGCUGUAAACGUAAAAAAGCUCUCGGGUGUCAAACGGACGGUAGGAAUGGUUCCUCGCAGGCAGGAGUACGGGGGGAAGAGAAGCGGAGGAGCGCGGAUCGGCUCGGUUACACAUUUCAGGACAGCGAUGAACUCGGGCUCCCUCCGCCGCAGCCCAGCCGUGCUGCCGUCGGUGCUAACGUUCCUGGUGAUCGUAGCCUCCGGAGGCCUGUUGCUCAUGAUAGAGAAAGGAAUGCUCAACAAUAUGGAUACGCCUCCUCCUCGGGGUAACGGCAGGCGGCUGGACUUAAUCCGGCAGGCUGGGAAACACAGCCCGGCCGCUGUGGACGUAGAGUCCGAGAUCCUCCAGGAGAUCCGUAACCGUACCAUCAGGACCAUGUGCAGCCAUAAGAAUAUGCCCCACAGCAUUUGGACUCUAAGCCCCCUACAGAGGAAGACACUGCUUCAGCACAUCCUGGUCAAUGAUGAGUACCGCUUCCUCUACUGCUACGUCCCCAAAGUGGCCUGCUCCAACUGGAAGAGGGUUCUGAAGGUGCUGAGUGGAGCACUGGAGAGUGUGGACGUUAACGUCAAGAUGGACCAUCGCAGUGACCUGACGUUUUUGUCCUCUCUGAAACCUGAGGAGAUCCGCUACCGCCUCAAGCACUACUACAAAUUCAUGUUCGUACGGGAGCCCAUGGAGCGCCUGCUCUCUGCCUUCAGGAACAAGUUUGGAGAGAUCGAGUCUUACAAGAAAAAGUAUGGUGUUGAGAUCAUAAAGCGGUACAGAAAAGGUCACGCUAAAGACACAAACAUAAAAGGAGAUGAUGUGACCUUUGCGGAGUUUGUUCGUUACUUGCUGGAUGAGGAUGUGGAUCGUAUGAAUGAGCACUGGAUGCCGGUGUACAACUUAUGUCAACCCUGUGCCGUUUCUUAUAACUUCAUUGGUUCCUAUGAGCACCUGGAGAGUGAUUCAGAGUUUGUGCUCCAGCGCAUUGGAGCACCUCCUCAUGUUCACUUCCCAGAGAGGCAAACAUGGUACAAGCCAGUCACUACGGAGACGUUACAUUACUAUCUGUGCAGCUUACCACAAAAGCUACUGAGGGAACUGCUGCCCAAGUACAUUUUAGACUUCUCUCUCUUCACUUAUCCAUUCCCAAACACGACCACUGAACACUGUAGACAUUAAAUGUGCACUGUCUCAUAGUGGCCGUCACACCAGCACGAUUCCAGUUCUUGAACCAAAUUUUUCUUGAACCAAUAAAUUGGUUUGGGACCUCAAAGGUUAUUUCCAGCAAGAACUAAAAAAAUAAUUACUUUUUUCUUGCAAGCUGUUACGUCAUCAGUACGCAUGUCAAUGUAGAUGAGAGGAAGAAGGAAGGACAACAUACCAGUCAAUAUGGCCAAGGAAACGAAGAACAUACAGUGGUCUCAGGACAAUUUUCUGCCACUGCUGAGUCAACUUCCUCUCAUGUUGUGCAUUGAGCAACACCCACUGUUGAUGACAUAGACAUUGGAACUUUUAUUCCGUGUGAAUGCGGGAUUGUACCAAGAUUCUAAAUAGAACUACAGCCUGAACAGGAACCGUGCUGGUACUUACCAGUGUCCAAGUGCUAGUUGACAGUUGUCUCACACUUUUACUUGAGAUGUUCUCACAUCAUUGCAAAAUGCUGAAUAUUACAAGAGAUGAAGAUUGAACUUCAGAACCACUAAAGUUUCAGGUCAGCUACAAAGAACAAAGUUACUGAAAAGUAUGUUACAUGCACUGUUAAAGCAGUUAGUUCACAACACAUUGAUUCAAGUGUAAAUAAGGUUUCAAGACCAGACUUUGUAUUUUGUACCAUCUUAAUAUAGAUUUGGGGGGAAUUUAAGGGUUAAUAGCUUCUAUGGGCAUUCAGUGGUUUAGCAGGCUAAAGCACACACCAUGUACUCAGAGGGUUGUGGGGUCUAAAUCAAGCUUGUGUUGUUUUUUCUAUGUCACAGCCUCUCUUUCACACUUUGUCUAUUUACUUUCAACUAUUCACCAUCUAAUAAAAACCAGAAAUUUGUAAUAUA
Solea senegalensis (Senegalese sole) is the source of this 2135-nucleotide messenger RNA. RefSeq names its product carbohydrate (N-acetylgalactosamine 4-0) sulfotransferase 14 (gene chst14). Gene Ontology annotation, molecular function: sulfotransferase activity. The transcript has 2 exons. Gene Ontology annotation, biological process: carbohydrate biosynthetic process; dermatan sulfate proteoglycan metabolic process. NCBI's taxonomy places the organism in Eukaryota, Metazoa, Chordata, Actinopteri, Pleuronectiformes, Soleidae. Gene Ontology annotation, cellular component: membrane. Bases 148 to 1269 code for a protein of 373 amino acids. The record is from RefSeq and is a predicted model, not a curated record.